CGCUGCGUUGCUGUGUUGAUCAGCGCUGGAGAGGCGGAAGGGGCUGGUGAUUCUGUUAUUAUCGGUAACAGAUAUCCGAGUCCAUCUGUGUUUGUGUGUGGACUGGACGACGCGAUAUUGAGGCGGAGAGCCGCUGCUAAAAGCGCCAGGAUGUUGAAUAUGUGGAAAGUCAGGGAGUUGGUGGAUAAAGCCACCAACGUGGUGAUGAACUAUUCAGAGAUAGAGUCCAAGGUUCGAGAAGCCACCAAUGAUGACCCCUGGGGCCCAUCGGGUCAGCUCAUGGGUGAGAUCGCCAAAUCCACGUUUAUGUACGAGCAGUUCCCUGAAGUGAUGAACAUGCUCUGGACCAGAAUGCUUAAAGACAACAAGAAGAACUGGAGGAGAGUUUACAAGGCCUUAUUACUAUUAGCGUACCUCAUCAGAAACGGGUCAGAGCGUGUGGUCACCAGCACCAGGGAACAUAUCUAUGACCUGCGCUCUUUGGAAAAUUAUCAUUUUGUUGAUGAAAAUGGGAAAGACCAGGGCAUUAAUGUACGGCAAAAGGUCAAAGAAAUGGUAGAGUUUGUCCAGGAUGAUGACCGGUUACGUGAGGAGAGGAAGAAAGCCAAGAAGAACAAGGACAAAUACAUCGGAGUGUCUUCAGACAGCAUGGGAGGAGGCUUCAAACAAAGUAACUCGGGAGAACGGUUUGACUCGGAAUCCAAAAGCAAAUGGGAGGAGGACUGGGACAAAAACAAGAGCAGCUUCCCCUUCAGUGAAAAACUCGGUGAGAUUAGCGACAAAAUUGGCAGCACCAUUGAUGACACUAUCAAUAAAUUUCGCAAGAAGGAGAGGGAGGACUCGCCAGACCAUAUCAGUGACAACGAGGAGGAGAAAGUUUCACGGAACGGUCGACCUGCGAAGUCAGAGUUCAAUGAUGAAGAGACUGUAACAACCAAGAGCAUCCAGAUCACACAGACCACAGACAGCAUCACCUCCACCACCACCACCACCACCUCCACACGCAAACGUGGCGGUGUCCCAUCCAAAACGGUUGACCUGGGCGCGGCUGCUCAUUACACUGGUGGCAAAAGCAGUCCAGAUUCUGACAACACAUUGACAUUAGUCAGUCAAUCAUCUAACACAGGGCUGACCGAUCUGUUGAUGGUGGACUCUGGCUCAAGUCAACCCGUGUCUUCAGGUGGAAGCUCAGACCUCAUUGGUGACUUUGCAGAUUUUUCCUCACCUGCUGCCUCUGCCAGUCUUCCGUCAGCUGCUGGUUCACUGGCCACUGGUAAUGGUGAGUUUGGUGACUGGAACGCCUUUGCCUCCACCAGUCCUCCAUCCUCUGCUGCUCCAUCUGCCAUCUCAGACCUGUUCAGUGACGUGUCCACUCCAACCGCACCCACAUCCACCCAACCACCUUCCGCUGACCUCUUUGACCUGAUGGGCCCCAACAACAGCAGCCUCAGCGCAUCCCAAAGCAUGACCUUCAGCAUGUGCCCACAGACUGCAGCCAUGCCAAUGUCCAGAUCACAGACUUUAGGGGGUCCAUUACUAGCCCAGCAGAUGGGGCUACAGAAGUCAGGGGGGAAGCUAUCAAUGCCUGCCACCUGGUCAGACCCAAGCGUGAACAUCAACCUGGAUUUCCUGUCUGCAGGCCUGAACCCUCCCAAGCCUACACAGCCCACACUCAAUACCAUGAUGCAGCAAGGUGUCCAGCCGCCCUUGAACAUGGUCACGCAGAAUUUUGUUGGAAUGACACUCAACGCUCAACCCUCAGCGCUUCCUGCCAGAGCAGGAAUGAACCCCAUGAUAGCCGGAGGGACCUCGGGCAUGGGAAUGCCUCCUGCUGUGGCAACGGGCACCAUGGGAAUAGGUUCUAUGGGUAUUGGAGGAAUUCCCGUCAGUCAAGGACUAAUAGGCAUGAACAUGGCACCCACUGGCAUACCCCUUCAAGGUGCCCUUGGCAUGCCUAGCAUGGGCAUUGGCCAUGGUAUAAAUCCCGCCAUGGUGCAACCUAAACAAGAUGCCUUUGCAAACUUUGGCAACUUUGGGAAAUGAAAGGCGUUUCGCUCCGAGGGGGUUCUCGGUUCCAAAUAAACCUUCGAGAAAGAAGGAGCUGCAUCCAGUAAAAUGGACAAAACUGACAAAACUAGCCAGUGUCAUGACAAUUCAAUCAUCUGUCCUGAUACAUUUAACAGAAAACAUAAAUCUGCUUUUCUUUUGUGCGGGGUAGGUGAUCGAAGGGUGGAAUGUUUUUGUAAAUGGUGCAAACAAAGCAUAUUAUGUACUUUUAAAGGAAAACAGAUGGCUGUGUCCUGUGCAGUUUGGUACAUUUUCCACUGUUUUAAAAUCCAGAAACCUCAUACACAUUAUGUAUUUCGUCAUGCCCCCUUUCACCAUUUUAAGUACGAUUGAGUUCAGAAAUUACCUAAUAAUUUACAUUAUUCAUGUUGUGAUUGAGACUGUGAAGGCUUGACCGUGUAAAUAUAUCAGUGUGCAAAAAAAAUUAGUAUAUUCAGUUCUCAGAUGGUAUAAGAUGGGCCAAACAGGUCCUUUAAUAUUUGGUUGCUGUUUUUAUUUUCAGUUCGAAUUAUUACAGAUACACAGUCCUUGAUUCCAUUAUCACUCCAACAAUCUGCAAUUGCAACCUCUGGCUUGUACAGAAGUCAGGAAAUAUGGUCAGCAUUUUUACAGACUAUAUCUGUACUAGGUAUACUUUCAAGACUUUUGUGUAGCAAGCUGCCUGACCAUAAAUCGAAGUGUGACUGAAGGUGCAUUGGGUGCCUUUUUAUAUGGAAGUGAUCUACGUAAAGCUUGUAAACAAUACUUGAUGAAUUGCUAUCUUGCAACAAUCAUGAGAUGUCACUCCAAAACUGUUACUACUGAAGAGAAAAGGUGUGUUACAUAAAAAGCGUAAGCCAUUACAGUUUGGGCAAUAGGGCAGGGGAUAGAGAAUCUUAAUGUGAAGAUUACUGUGAGUAACUUGGGUGAGAACAGAGGUCUGAUUCUAAUAUUUCUCGACUUAAGCCACACAAAUGCAUUUGUCGGUGGUAGCAAGAGCUGUUACACAUUUCCAGCAACUACUUGAAUUGGUGUUUAUGAUGCCUCAUAAUAAACAUCAUAUCUGUUAGUGCUUUCUUGCAUGAAUGUAGUGUCUCAAGUUUAUAGUCUCAAGCAUUGUUCCGGGUCAGUGUUACUUUUAUGAAAUGUCUGUCACAAGAUUGCUACAGAAUAACUGAAGGCAUUGUGAAUAGUAUGGUCACUUUGAUUUUUGAUUUUGUUGUUUUGGUUUUGUCCAUUUUCCCGUAUGCUGCUUUACACAAACGAGGGGGGGGGCUUCAUCAGGCACUAAGACAUUAUGUUCAAAAUGACCAAAUCUUUAUUUUAUUACUAUUUAGAUUUAUUCCAUAGUGGUUUAGUUUCUUAUUUUAAUACUUAACAUUAUACAGAGAGAUCCUCUGCUUAUAAACAUUGUUUUAGACAUGGACAAAUUAUUGCAUAAACACUUAUUAGUUUCUGCAAAUGUAAAGAGAACAUGAGAUCAAGCGCCUCUUUCAUUCUAGUUUCUUUUCAUAAAUCUUUUUAUGAUUUUAUUGUACUCAAAAACUUUGUUUAACAUUAAACAAUUUCAUCAAAAAUCUAA
This is a messenger RNA of Myxocyprinus asiaticus (Chinese sucker), 3628 nucleotides long. RefSeq names its product clathrin interactor 1b (gene clint1b). The coding region runs from base 151 to 2043 and encodes 630 amino acids. The transcript has 12 exons. The record is from RefSeq and is a predicted model, not a curated record. Gene Ontology annotation, molecular function: clathrin binding; phospholipid binding. Gene Ontology annotation, cellular component: endosome; plasma membrane; clathrin vesicle coat. NCBI's taxonomy places the organism in Eukaryota, Metazoa, Chordata, Actinopteri, Cypriniformes, Catostomidae. Gene Ontology annotation, biological process: endocytosis.